AUGCGUACGCAGAUUGCAACAUUGACCUCGCAACUCGCCGAGCUGCAGAAUAACCCUCCUGUGGCAACCCCCUUGGUCGAAAAGAAAUUCAACAAGAAAGUUGGAGUAGUCGCUGACCCUGGCGCCUUUGAAGGAGACAGAGCGCGAUUCGCCGAGUGGUGGAUCAAGCUCCAAAUUUGGGUCAAGGCAAACUGGGACGCAUUUGCCGACGAUUUUGAGGUAGCCACUGUGGUGCUAUCUCGACUAAAAGGACCUGUGGCGGGUCAAUACGCCCAACAAAUCCGUUCCUUCAAACAAGGAAACAUGAGGACGGAUGAUUACAUUACCUGGUUCCUGGCCCUCUCCAUCCAAGGAGGGCUUGGCAAUGAACAUGCAGUAGAACUGCUGGAACACAAUGUGAACCCUCGCAUUGCAGAACAGAUCUACCUGCAGGAUACUAGAAACGAGAACUUGGCCCUGGCGGCUGAGGAGGUGGCGGGUCCACCACCAAAAACAACGAAUCCCAGAGGCGCCCCGGGUCAUCAAACCAAUAUAAACAUUCUCACGGGUUCAAGCCGUUCGGGCUGCAACCAGGGCAGGGCCCCAAUGGAUAUUGGCGCGGUCCAAGGAGGACAGAUGCGCAGAUUCCAGGGGAACUGCUACAAUUGCAGCCAAGAGGGACACAUGUCCCAAGACUGCAGAAAAGGAGUGCAGGCUGCUCAACAAAAAAAUAACCAAGGGCGCCAGGCGCGCCAAUUAGAGUCCAAAAAGCCGGACAAUUGGCUCAACUCUUUGGCCGGUUGUUCGUACGACGAAAUCCGGGCCUUCUUCUAUGAUCAGCAGGUCGCUGAGAUGAAGACCCAGGGAAAAGAGUUCGGAGCUUAG
Molecule: messenger RNA, 864 nt
Organism: Serpula lacrymans var. lacrymans S7.9
Lineage: Eukaryota; Fungi; Basidiomycota; Agaricomycetes; Boletales; Serpulaceae
Exons: 3
Coding region: 1-864 (287 amino acids)
Molecular function (GO): nucleic acid binding; zinc ion binding
Source: RefSeq, a predicted model, not a curated record